Molecule: messenger RNA, 1536 nt
Organism: Rhodofomes roseus
Lineage: Eukaryota; Fungi; Basidiomycota; Agaricomycetes; Polyporales; Fomitopsidaceae
Product: AB-hydrolase YheT
Exons: 10
Coding region: 1-1536 (511 amino acids)
Biological process (GO): medium-chain fatty acid biosynthetic process; medium-chain fatty acid catabolic process
Molecular function (GO): monoacylglycerol lipase activity; acetylesterase activity
Source: RefSeq, a predicted model, not a curated record
AUGCUGUCGUCGAUACUCCUCGCUCUGGUGGUAGUCGGACUCGGGGUGGGGGUCGUGCUGAGUCUAGGGCGAAAUGCCGACUACUAUCGUCCAGUGUUGUACUUUGCGAAAGUCACGGAAGAUAUAGAAGUGCUGCAGUCGAGCGGGAGUGCCGAGACGAAGGUCGAGACGUUGGGCUCGUUGAUAGAGCAUAGGUGCCCAAGUCUUUCCAGACACUUCAAACCAAUCUGGUGGCUCUUCAGCGGACAUCUGCAGACUGCGUACUCCGUAGUCGGAGACUUCUCUAAGGUGGAUACAGUAGAGUAUGAAAGGACCCUCCUACGGACCCUGGAUGGUGGGACUCUUGGUUUAGACUUUACGCCGCCCGAGAAUGUGCGGCAGCUCCCAGAUAAUACACCCAUCAUCGUAGUGCUUCAUGGCCUGACGGGAGACGACGCCCUUCUCGACGGCUCGCGCGAGAGAAGUUCUGAUUUCAUGUUGGGAUACGUCUCAAAUGAAGCACUUGCAUCAGGCUCCCAUGAAUCAUAUGUGCGCGCGGUUCUGUCCCCCGCAUGCAUGCCUGCAUCGGGUGGAGGGCUAGGAUACCGCGCGGUUGUAGUGAAUUUCCGCGGAUGUGCGGGUGUCCCGGUGACAAGUACCCAGCUAUACUCGGCAGGGCACACUGAAGACAUCCGUGCAGCGAUGUACUUCAUCCGCAAACGCUACCCGGAGGCGCUCCUCCUUGGUCUGGGGUUCUCGCUCGGCGCGAGCGUACUCACUCAUUACGUUGCCGAAGAGGGCGAAGACUGCAGACUUGCCGCUGCAUGCGUUCUAGCUUGCCCCUGGGACUUAGUGAAGAACAGUGAAGCGCUCGAAGGCAAUUGGUUCCACCGCCACGUCUACUCCAAAGCGCUUGGCGCGAACCUCCAAGCCAUUGUCAAACAGCAUGCCGCCGGCCUGACCACGCUGCCCUCGCACCCCGUCGCGCAGGCGGUUGCCCCGACCCUCGCACUGCGGUCGCCCGCGCUCAAGACGUUCGACGAGACGUUCACUCGCAUCGCGGGCGGGUCCUCGCCGCCCUUCCCAUUCCCGAGCGCGCGCGCGUACUACAUCUGGGCGUCGUCGCACACCGUGCUCCCGCGCGUACGUGUGCCAUUCCUCGCCAUCGCCGCGGAGGACGACCCGAUCGUGCAAGUGCUCCCCGUGCACGCGGGUCGAAACGGCUGCGUCGCGUUCGCGGUGACGAAGAAGGGUGGGCACCUCGGGUGGUUCGAGAGGGGCGCGAAUGGGACGAUCGGGCGGUGGUUCACCCGGCCGGUGUUGGAGUGGCUGAAGGCUGUUGGGAGUGAUAUGGUCGUGCGUGAGCGAUCUGGGAAACCGCUGAAGGAGGUGGACGGGUUCCUGAUGGAGGUGGGACGCGACAAUGUCGGGUGCAAGCAGGUCGAAGGCGGCGGACGCGUGAUUGGGACGGAGGGGGAGGAAGGCCUUCUGGCUGCACACGAGGGUAAUUUACCCAGCUCGUCGGGCCUCUUUGACGACCUGCGGGCCGUCGUUUGA